AUGUUGUCGAUCACAUGUGUUGUAGUGCUUGUAGUCCAUCUUGUGGCGAUAGUUGAAUCGCUAUCAUUUGUGAAAGUUAAAAAUGCUCGAUUGUCCUUGGAUGAUCAUACCUACAUCUAUGUCGGCACUAAUUUCUGGUAUGGAGCCAACUUAGGAUCACUCGGUCCUGGAGGCGAUCGCGAGCGUCUAAAGCGUGAACUUGAUCAUUUACAUGAAUUGGGUGUGAAUAAUCUUCGUGUACAAGCAGGCAGCGAAGGACCUGACACCGAACCAUGGCGUAUCAUUCCGUCCUUGCAGCCAUCUCCUGGAGAAUACAAUCUUGACGUGCUCGAUGGGCUCGAUUUUCUUCUAUCUGAAAUGAGCAAACGUCAGAUGCGAGCUGUCAUGUGUUUGAAUAAUUUUUGGCAUUGGUCAGGUGGAUUUGCCCAAUAUAUAGCAUGGGCUGAUGGACCAGGAACAAUAAUACCUUAUCCAGGUGAUUACAAUCAAUUUGAAUUGUUUUCAGCAAGAUUCUAUGAAAUAAAAAAAGCUACAGAUUGGUUUGAGGAUCAUAUUCGAUUUUUAUUAUCACGCAAAAAUCGAUAUACAAAUGUUGCUUAUACAAGCGAUCCAACUAUUAUGUCGUGGGAACUUGCCAAUGAACCUCGUCGUUUGGAUCUCUCAUGGGUCAAUCGAACGGCUUGUUUACUUAAAGAACUUGCUCCACGACAAUUGGUUACCACUGGCGUCGAAGGUAAAAUUUCAUCGAAUAAUUUUUCUAACGAUCACGCAAGUCCAUGCGUCGACUAUGCCACGUUUCAUUUAUGGGUACAGAAUUGGAAUAUAUUUGAUCCACACAAUGCUUCUGCAACAUUACCUCUCGCUAUUGAUUAUGCCAAAAAUUACAUUGACUUUCAUGCCGCUUACAAAGAUAAACCUAUUGUGUUAGAAGAAUUUGGUAUUUCGAGGGACAAUGGUAACUAUAUGCCAACAGCUUCUGUAACCGUACGCAAUCAAUAUUAUCGAGUUGUACUGACUCAUUCUCGCAGUAAUGGUGUGCCUACCAAUUUUUGGGCCUAUGGGGGUGAAGGGCGGCCACGUAUUCCAGCAGCUAAUUGGUCUCAAGGAGAUGAUUUCACUGGAGAUCCACCACACGAGCCGCAGGGUUGGUAUUCGGUGUAUAAUGACGAUCGAAGCACACUCGAUCUGAUCAAGGAAUUCGCUACAACGGAAUCAACAUCAUCAACAACUAGACUUCUUUUUUCUAUAAGUAUUUGUCUAUUUACAAUUACACUGCUUAUAUAA
Messenger RNA from Rotaria socialis, 1284 nucleotides. The record is from the annotation of a GenBank genome assembly. Lineage: Eukaryota; Metazoa; Rotifera; Eurotatoria; Philodinida; Philodinidae.